Molecule: messenger RNA, 2337 nt
Organism: Penicillium taxi
Lineage: Eukaryota; Fungi; Ascomycota; Eurotiomycetes; Eurotiales; Aspergillaceae
Exons: 3
Coding region: 1-2337 (778 amino acids)
Source: RefSeq, a predicted model, not a curated record
AUGAGGCUAUUUAGGUGGAGAGGAUUAACUCUUUUGCAUGUCCUGGUCUCAAUCAAUUUAGUCUCAGCAACAAUCCCACAACCAGCUGCUCUUGCCAGCGAGUCUAUUGCCACAAUCACCUCAUCCUAUGCCAGCACGGUUACCAAUGUUGUGACAUCAACCUUCUUGAACGUCGUAUCCACCACUACUUGCAUCGCUGGGACUAGCGCACCGACCAGCACGUGCUCCGAUUAUGUGUGGUCUUUGAGGGGUAAAUACUAUCAGGAAACAUGUGACGCAUCCGUCUAUGCCACAACUACGAUUGCUCAGUUGAGUCCUUAUACCCAUCUGCCUAACAUCUGGGAAUGCUAUGUAUACUGCAGCAUUUUUGGUUCGCUAUGCAACGGAGUUGAUUACAAUCCUUCAUCUUCUUCCUGUGGCUAUAUUAAGUACACAACAGCCGCGACAUUCAUUUCGAAGUCAGGCCACCACCAGUCCCUCUGCUCAAAUUUCUUACACUCCCUCAUCAUCUGGCUCUUCGAGAUCCAGUCCAAUAUCUUCAAGUCAACAUUUGUCUUCAAGUUCGCCUCUUUCAUCGCCUUUAUCGCCUUCAUCGUCUUCAUCCCUAAUUCCAAUUUCCACGCCCCAUGUUGUAGCUACUUCAAGUCAACAUUUGUCUUCAAGCUCGCCUCUUUCAUCGCCUUCAUCGCCUUCAUCGUCUUCAUCGUCUUCAUCCCUGACUCCAGUUUCCACGCCUCGUGUUGUGGCUACUUCAAGUCAACAUUUGUCUUCAAGCUCGCCUCUUUCAUCGCCUUCAUUGUCUUCAUCUCUGACUCCAAUUUCCACGCCUCCUCUUCCGUGAAACCACAGUCAGCCAUAUCAUCUAAGCUCAGUACCCAUUCAUCGGCAACCACCACCUCGCUUUCCGUUGGCCGAUCAUCUGUUCUUCAGUCUCAAACCAGUGCCGUAUAUGUCUCUUCUAGCUCUAAUGUUGCUCAAGUAUCGUCUGUUACCACGCAUGAUUCAAGCUCCUUCAGCCCACCAUCACAGUCACCUGUUUCUUCCAGCCAUCAAUUUACGCCUUCCGCGGUUAUUAGCUCUCAAUCAAGCAGAGCUCGGGCUCCUAGUUCGCCUGGAUCUGUCUUGUCUAUAACAUCCACUACUCAACCCGCUCCAGCAUCUACUACUUUGGAAUCAAGCGGAGGCUUCACUAUACCGACAGAUAAGCCUACGCACAAAACCUCUUCGACAUUUUCCCAAGUCAUUGGCUCGACAGGUGGAGCUGCACAGCAAAGCUCCAGUUUUACAAGCGGCAUGACCACGAUUUCCGAAAGCUUCUCUAGUGAAAUAGCUACUAGACUGUCCACAACAUCCACAGUUUUGACCACAAGAGUUGCCACGGUCACAGAGUGUCCAUCAUCACAACCUGAUUGCCCAGUUUCAGGUAGGAGUACUUUUGUGACCACUGAGACUUUGGUAGUUUCGACAACUGUCUGCCCUCUUACAGAGGAGCCGCGACCUACAACUGACAGCCAACCUAAGCCGGAUAAUGGCGCUACCACACAGGGUGGCCAAUUCACUAACGGAGGAUCGACCACUUCCACUAUCUUUUCCACUCGAACGGCAACUAUCACGGCCUGCCCAUCCACAGUGACAAACUGCCCAGCUUCGGCCAAGAGCACCUACAUGACCACGGAAACACUUGUUGUUUCAACAACGAUAUGCCCUAUCACUGAGGAAGCUCACUCUACAACAACCACCGUUCUAAGUUCAAGUAGUGGUACUUCGCUGAGUAGCCAGUCUUUGCAAGAGGCAUUGACCACUUCAACGGUGCUCUCAACAAGAGUUUCAGCCAUCACAGCUUGUCCUUCUAGCGUAACAGAUUGCUCGGCCCCUGAAAAGACAACUUUCCUGACAACAGAAACAAUUGUGGUCUCAACCACUAUUUACCCUGUUACAGGGCUUGAUUCUGCUACCUCAACAGCCCAAUCAAGCCCAUCUCUCGUUGUCUCAGCCUCUUCAGCAUUCCCCACCGUGGAAUCUGGCAUCAGUAUUUCAGCCCCAGGCUCCGGGUCUGAGACUACACAAUCUUUCUUGUCGCUGUACGGACAACCCAACCCGACAAUCCGAACAUCUUCCUCUACACUGCCUAGCUCUGGACCCAACAACGCUGCAGCCUACUCCUCUCAUCCAUACCGCUCAGCAGCUCCAUCGAAGAUUAUUGCUAGUUCUCACAGCGCGAGCUCCGCCACCAGUGCCGUGACUGCAGUGUUCACCGGUGCAGCCUACGCGAACCACUGGUCAACAAACCACUUCAUUGGAGUACUGAUUUCGAUGGCGGCUCUUGUUGUUGCGUAA